This is a messenger RNA of Aedes aegypti (yellow fever mosquito), 2150 nucleotides long. RefSeq names its product transcription initiation factor TFIID subunit 6 (gene Taf6). Bases 155 to 2026 code for a protein of 623 amino acids. Gene Ontology annotation, cellular component: SLIK (SAGA-like) complex; SAGA complex; transcription factor TFIID complex. The transcript has 4 exons. NCBI's taxonomy places the organism in Eukaryota, Metazoa, Arthropoda, Insecta, Diptera, Culicidae. Gene Ontology annotation, molecular function: RNA polymerase II general transcription initiation factor activity; protein heterodimerization activity; transcription coactivator activity. The record is from RefSeq and is a predicted model, not a curated record. Gene Ontology annotation, biological process: RNA polymerase II preinitiation complex assembly; transcription initiation at RNA polymerase II promoter.
GCGUCGGUUGUCAUUCGGUUUGCUUACCUGCCGAAUCUAGUAAACAAAAAUUAUUAGUGAAGAGCAGUUUGAGUUAUUUUUCAGGUUUUUAGUCCAUUUUCAUAUGAAAUUGUUAAUAAAAACCCGGUUGGUGAACUCUUUUUAAUCGCACACGAUGAGUGACGGUGAUAAAACCAUGUACGGGACGACGCUUUCCUUGGAAUCGAUCAAGGUGAUUGCGGAAAGUAUUGGCGUCGGAAGCUUGCCGGAUGACGCGGCCAAGGAACUGGCCGACGACGUGUCCUUUAAGCUGAAGCAAAUCGUACAGGACGCUGCUAAAUUCAUGCAUCACUCCAAGCGGAUGAAGAUGUCCAUAGCGGAUAUUGACCACUCGCUGAAGGUGCGCAACAUUGAACCGCAGUACGGAUUUGUGUCACCAGAUUUCAUUCCGUUCCGGUUCGCUUCCGGCGGUGGUCGGGAGUUGCAUUUCAUCGAGGAGAAGGAAAUUGAUCUGGCGGACGUUAUCCAAACGGCCCCUCCGAAGAUUCCCCUGGACAUAACACUGAGGGCCCAUUGGCUUUGUGUGGAUGGCGUGCAGCCAACUAUUCCGGAGAAUCCUCCGCCACUGUCCAAGGACCUGCAAGCGCUGGAUUCGGUGAACCCGGUCAAUAAGCUGGACAGGGCGCACCUAAAAGACACUACCGGUAAACCGGCCAUCAAAGCUCAGAAGCUGAAGAACGUGGAAACGGUCCAUGUAAAGCAAUUGGCCACCCACGAACUGUCCGUCGAGCAGCAAUUGUACUAUAAGGAGAUAACGGAAGCUUGCGUCGGAUCUGAUGAGGCUCGGAGGGCGGAAGCGCUUCAAUCGUUGGCUUGCGAUCCGGGUCUGCACGAAAUGCUGCCGAGAAUGUGCACCUUCAUCGCGGAGGGUGUUAAGGUCAAUGUGGUGCAGAACAAUUUAGCACUGUUGAUUUACCUGAUGCGGAUGGUCAGGGCGCUUUUGGACAAUCCGGCGUUGUACUUGGAGAAAUAUCUUCACGAACUGAUCCCGUCAGUAUCCACAUGCAUAGUGUCGAGACAGCUGUGCAUGCGACCAGAACUGGACAACCACUGGGCGCUUCGAGAUUUCGCUGCCCGUCUUAUGGCUCAGAUCUGCAAAAACUUCAACACUUCCACUAAUAAUCUGCAAACUCGUGUCACCAGGCUGUUCAGCUCGGCAUUACAAAAUGACAAAACACCGCUCUCGUCACUGUACGGUGCUUUGGAGGGCCUGUCGGAACUGGGAACCGAAGUCAUCAAGGUAUUCAUCAUUCCUCGACUGAAGUUUAUCUCCGAACGGGUGGAAGUCCACCUGCAAGGAAGCAACAUCAGCGCCACGGACAAAAUCGCCGCUGGUCAUAUCCGCGCCAUGCUUCAAAAGGCGUGCUCUCCUGUUCUGAAGACCCUUCGAAACCCUCCGGAUGUGGUCGAAGAAUACAAGAAAGAUUACGGCUUCUUAGGACCCACGUUGCACCAAGGUGUCAUUAAGGCACGAACGGCUCCUCCGCCUACUCCUGCCUGCACCAGCGCCAGUGCUUCGGCGGCCAAUGUGUCGAUUGUAACGACCGCAUCCAGCAGCACUCCGGCUCGUCCUCAAACGCCCCUUGCCGGUGCGAGCAAACCUUCGUCGUCGAUCAGCUCCGGCCCGAUACAGAGACAGACUUCGCAGGGUGGCCCUUCAACGGGAGGCCAACAGCAAAAGUUUGUCAUCGUUAGCCAACGGCAGCAAACGCCUUCCCCAUCGCAAGAUGAUUUUGUAGGUAUCAUACAACAAAGUCAACGCUCGGCAAGCACCAGUGGCACAUCGCAGUCAGGAUUAAUCAAAAUCGAACCACAGUCGUCCAGUGCACAAAAAGUGGUGCUCAUCAAUCAGCCGUCCGGCAUAGGACAGGGACCGACAGCCAACGUGAUCACAAAACCACUGUUCGUUGGAGGCAGUUCUUCCGGAACCGGAAGCUUACAGCACUCGACACCUCCGGAGCUGGAUGAUCUAUCGCAUCUGGCGUAAGCUAAGGUAAGCCGUGAGUUUGUUUUAACCGGGAUGGGUUUUCGAAUGAUGUGUUGGAGUAAAUGUUUGGGAAUUUAUUCUUGUGUGAGAAUAUAGAUGUAGAUGAGAUCUUAUGUAAAACUGA